AGGCAUAGAAGAUGUUAAGGUGUUUUCUUUUUGAAUAAAUAUGUAAUACUCUGUAAAAAGUAGUGGCAGUGCAGUAGAAUUUUCACCAUCUCCUGAACUCGCUGUACAGCAAUCGAAGCACAUCGUGUUAUAUUAUGAUUCGAACUGCAAUUUCCAAGGGACUUUCCCUGUCCCGAGCAUGCAUCAGCGCUUCAAACGUAAGACAAUUCAACGACCAACAACGUAGAAUGGCACACUGGGGAUAUGCUCAAACAAUUUUAGGGCCAGAAAAAUGGUACCUUGAUUACCUGAUCGGCAAAGAGGGAAAGCGCCAGUCACCCAUUGAUAUCAAAGAAAGGGACCUAGACCCAAAGAAUUUUCCUUCGUUGGAUAUGUGUUACGACCCAAGCGAAAUUACGAAGGUGAAGAACACUGGUACUUCGGUCAAGUUCUUUUCAACUGGAACUAAAUCUGGAUUUACUGGUGGUCCCUUCCAGCACAGACAGCGUUUGGUCCAAUUUCAUUUCCAUUGGGGUGCGGAAAAUAACCGUGGUUCGGAGCAUACGAUCAACGGCAGACCUACAAGCGCAGAGCUUCACUUUGUGCAUUACAACGAUAAAUACCCGGAUGCUACCGAAGCAAUGAAGCACCCUGACGGUUUGAGUGUACUUGGCGUAUUUAUUGACGUGGAAGACACAUGCAACCCUGCAUAUCAGGUUCUUCUGCACAACGUUAGGAAGGUUCGGUACGCGCACACCGAAGCCCAUGUGGAAGGAUGCCUUGACGUGGAUGGAUUAUUCCCAUCAGACAAAGGCGCCUUCGCUCACUACCACGGAUCCCUGACCACCCCACCACUUACCGAAUGCGUGGAGUGGAUCAACUUUCGCGAAAUAACCGGAAUAUCUCAAGAGCAGAUGGACACGUUCAGGGGAUUGUAUUCUACCGAGGAAGGCAAACCAGCAGUGCCUCUGGUGGACAAUUUCCGUCCAGUGCAACCAAUUCAUGGUCGCACAGUUUACUGCCGCGACUGUAUGUAAAACUAACGCAAGAAUCUACAUUAUGUAGUAUAUGCAUUUAUUUGCGAUUCAAUGAUACAGAAUUAUGCAAGUCUGCAUGUUAUUGCACGAAACGUAUCCAGUAUCCAGAUAUUGUAAAAUCUUAUUACCCUUAUACAAAAGCCUCACAUAACAAACAAAAACCAAUGAAACCACCAUCAAAAACACAAAUUAGUUAAAAAUCAACAGAAACCAAUGAAACCACCAUCAAAUGUAUGUUAACCAUAAACCAAUUCUUUGUUCACCAUAAACCAUGUUAUAUAUGCACACGACACACCUCAGAUACAAAUAACUACUUCACAGUCUCAUGUACGUCCAGCCGUUUUAAACACAAUACAAAAAAAAAACUUGUGUAUUUUGCCUAUACCACGUAUUCAAGAGAAUAAAUUAUGUAUAUUGUCAUCA
Molecule: messenger RNA, 1439 nt
Organism: Ciona intestinalis (vase tunicate)
Lineage: Eukaryota; Metazoa; Chordata; Ascidiacea; Phlebobranchia; Cionidae
Product: carbonic anhydrase 2-like
Cellular component (GO): cytoplasm
Molecular function (GO): zinc ion binding; carbonate dehydratase activity
Source: RefSeq, a predicted model, not a curated record